Molecule: messenger RNA, 10454 nt
Organism: Lymnaea stagnalis (great pond snail)
Lineage: Eukaryota; Metazoa; Mollusca; Gastropoda; Lymnaeidae
Source: the annotation of a GenBank genome assembly
GGUUUAAGUAUAUAAGCCGGAAUAAAGAGACUAGAGUUAGAGUCAUCAGAUGAGCGGACGACACACGAGUCUGGAACACAUUAAAACAUGAUCUGCACAGUGUUGGUCUUCGCGUCAUGUCUCACGACCUUGACAUCAGCUUUAGGGAUGCACUUUAUGGAUUGUCCCGGCAAUGACAGUAAGUGUAUGACGUGGUUCUGACAUGUUUUUGCCUGCUAGCUAGCCUGGUCUACCUGGUAGCUAGGAUGGUCUAUCUGUAGCUGGCCAGGUAGAUGUGGUAGCUUGGCUGGUAUACCUCGUAGGCGGGCUCGUACACCGGAGGGGUAGGGGUGGUUCAACUAGUAGUAGAGCCGUCGCGUGACUUUUGGAGGCCCCAUGCCACUUUUUGUUUUUGUAUCCCCCCCCCCCCAUCCCUGCGUUCAGAGUUAAUAAUAGUUUAAGUUCCCCCCACAUUGAGCACCAAAUGAAGUUACUUUACUGACCACCAAAUGAAGUUACUUUACUGACCACCAAAUGAAGUUACUUUACUGACCACCAAAUGAAGUUACUUUACUGACCACCAAAUGAACCAUCCCUGCGUUCAGAGUUAAUAAUAGUUUAAGUUCCCCCCACACACACAUCAAAACGUUAGCCAUUUAAAUAUCAGAGGGAUUGCAAGAUUUGUUGUGAUGGCAAGGUCCACUUGUUGUAGGGCUGGUACAGAUAAUAGCUCGUAUACAUCAUAGCUGGUACACAUCAUAGCUCGUACACAUCAUAGCUCGUGCAGGUCAUAGCUCGUACACAUCAUAGCUGGUACACAUCAUAGCUUGUAUAUAUCGUAGCUGGUAUACAUUACAGCUGAUAUUUUAAGUUAGCUUAUGUUGUAGAUCCAUCAACACAACCCUUAUCAUUUUGGUGAUUAUUUCAUAGUCACGAUUUAAAAAAAAAAUACAAUUUGGGUAGUAAUUGUUAUUGGUAUUUUUUGUUCAUUGAUCAUUGUAAUUCCAUUAAUUACGUAAUUGGCGAUUGUUGUAAUUCCUAUUAUUACACAGUUACACAUACGCGAUUUUGUAAUUCUUAUUAUUACACAUUUGCGAUUGUUCUAAUUCCUAUUGAUUACACAAAUACGAUGGUUGUUCUUAAUUGUAGGAGGAGCUUUGUACAAUUUUAAAUUAAGUUUAAUAAUGAUUUUGACUUGGGUUUAGCAAUUGUAUUGUGUAGCAACAAAAAACCAAACAACAACAACGCAUUAACAACAACAACGACAACAACAACAACAACGACAACAACAAAACAACAAAUAUUUGUAACAAAAGGAAAGCAUACAAUCAAUUCAAACAAUCCAUUUAUACAAUUGAAUUCGAACAAUCAAUUCAAACAAUCAAUUCAAAUAAUCAAUUUUCCACAAUAAUCCGUAAAUGUAUAUUUUUUAAAGCUAUAAUAAUUAUGAUUUUUAAAAAGACCUGUUGUUUUCUUAAUUAUUUGAUUUAAAAAAUAAAAAUGAAAUUUGUUUAGUAAUCCAGACUAAUGAGAAAUUUGGCAGUAAAUUAAUUUGAACAGUGGAAUCAUGUUCAUUUAAUAUUACGAGCAUUUCAAAAUAGAACAGAUUCAAGAUAAGCGAACUACGUGCAGACGAGUUUGUCAACUUUCCAGCAGGUGGCGCUGCCAUUACAAUCCGAUUGUUGUGAACUAUGCUCCAGAAAUUUAAGACGACAUUGAAUGCUAUGCAAUGUUAUAAAUAGAUGUGGAUGUGUUUAACUGGCACCCGUGCUGAUUUUAGUCAGUGGUGCUAUGCCAGGAUGUGUCUGAAAAUGGAAACAUUGGGGUGGGGGGAUGAAAUGAUGACAUUAAAAUUGUAUAAUUAAAUGAGUCUUUUUACUACUCAGAAGCCUGUCAGUUAAACUGACACCAAAGCCAUAUAUUCAUUUAAAACAUUACUAAAUUGUCAGAUUUGAUGUUAAAGCAGUAGCAUCGUGAAUUGAAUGUGUUGAAUGACUUUCUCUGUCAAGAUGUCUUGGGUUUAUUGAGGAAUUCAAUGUGUGAAUGUCUUUCUCUGUCCACAUUGUCUUGUUUUUAUUGAGGAAUUCAAUGUGUGAAUGACUUUCUCUGUCCACAUGUCUUGUGUUUAUUAAGGAAUUCAAUAUGUGAAUGUCUUUCUCUGUCCACAUGUCUUGUGUUUAUUGAGGAAUUCAAUAUGUGAAUGUCUUUCUCUGUCCAGAUGUCCUGGGUUUGUUGAGGAAAUGCUGCACCAGUGACCAGCUGCCGAAAGGCUGUGAAUGUUUUGACAUCUCCUCAAGCACGGACUUCACCAACACCCUCUUCCACAAAGCCCAGUGCCCGGCGGAAAUCAACGUCGCCUUCAACCUUUUCACCCGGGCACACCGAAACAGUGCGACCAGGAUCAGGGUACGUCAGGGGGUCGGAUGGCAGGGUAGGUCAGGGGGUCGGAUGGCAGGGUAGGUCAGGGGGUAGGAUGGCAGGGUAGGUCAGGGGGUCGGAUGGCAGGGUAGGUCAGGGGGUCGGAUGGCAGGGUAGGUCAGGGGGUCGGAUGGCAGGGUAGGUCAGGGGGUCGGAUGGCAGGGUAGGUCAGGGGGUCAGAUGGCAGGGUAGGCCAGGGUAUCGGAUGGCAGGGUAGGUCAGGGGGUCGGAUGGCAGGGUAGGUCAGGGGUCAGAUGGCAGGGUAGGCCAGGGUAUCGGAUGGCAGGGUAGGUCAGGGGGUCAGAUGGCAGUGUAGGUCAAAGGGUCGGAUGGCAUUGGUAGGUCACGGGGCCGGAUGGGUCAAUUUCGAGAUCUCUGACAGCCUAGAUAAAUAGCUGAGACCGUCAUUCCCAGUUACUUAGAUCUAUCAAAUGGGAUUGCCGUGAAUACAAGAACUAAGCUACUUAAAUAUUUUUUACAAGUCAAAUCUCCAUAGCAACAACCACAACAAAAAAAAACAAAACAAUAAUAUCAAAAAUUAGAACAACAACAAGAAAAAAAAGACAUUCGUUUUCGGAUCAAUUACCCUGAAUUUGCUCUAAACAUAAUUUGAUUUAGAUUGGCAAUCAGAAACCAGUCUGUGCAGAAAAUAACUGGACGCUUCCGUAAAUGUGUGGUUGUCGAAGAUUCUAUUAUUACAAGAGUGAUAACUCGGGGAAUGACCUGUCAAUGGUAACAAACUGUCCAGAGUCUUCCGGGGAGGGGCUGCCAGACGGGACAUGACACAUUGUUGUUUAAUAAUUCUAUUUCCGUCAGUCAGGGGAUGCCAAUAUUAGGAGCAGCCCUUACAACGGUGCCAAGAAGACCGUCUUUGUGGCUCACGGCUUCACGGACUUUGGGUCUGCUCCCUGGUGUCUGGGCAUGAAGAAUGCACUCUUGGAUGCGGUAAUUCUUUUCUUGUUCUAUGUAUCAUGUAAUCUCUUGUACAAACUAAAACCUUAAUCUUCAACUUGCUGAUAUAUUUCCUACACAUUUCAGCCCAAUAAACUUUCUGCUGCAUAUUUCAGGGAAUAAAACCUUAUGAAAAAAAUUGAAUUACUCUCUAAACCACCUCAUCAGAAAAUAAAGGCUUGUAAUUAAUCUCUAAACCAACUCAUCGGAGAAUAAAACCAAAUAGUUACUCUGUAGGCCAUCUCAUCAAAAAAUAAACGCUUUUAAUUAUUAAUCUCUACACCAACACAUCAGAGGAUUAACACUUACAAUUACUCUCUAAACCAACUCAAAGAAUAAACACUUAUAAUUGCUCUCUAAAACCAACUCAGAGAAUAAAAUCUUAUAAUUACUCGCUAAACCAACUCAGAGAUAAAAAUCUUAUAAUUAUUCUCUAAACCAACUCAGAGAAUAAAAUCUUAUAAUUACUCUCUAAACCAACUCAGAGAAUAAAAUCGUAUGAUUACUCUCUAAACCAAUUCAGAAAAUAAAAUCUUAUAAAUACUCUCUAAACCAACUCACACACACACCCAUAUUUCCCCAUCACAACCAACGUAUCCACCAAGUGUGUCCACCUUGUUGCCUGCCAAUGUCUUCCUUGCAGACGGCUGGGCCACGACACCAAUCCUCAGAGUAUAAGCGCACCGCUCACGUCCAAAGAAAGCACACGGCGAGAAAAAGCAAAAUUAACCCAAGACAUACUAAGACCCAAACCAACGUGCGGCACACGUCCGGGAAAGCGUUUCCAGCCACAGGUGGGGGCUGACAGGAUACCUGCGUACUCAUCGUCGCCUGUGAAGGACGAACAACAACAACAACAACAACAACAACAACAACAACAACAACAACAACAACAACAACAACAACACAUCACUGUAGAGACCGACCGAAAGUGAUUUUCUGAUUUCAGCCGAAGCCGAAAAUAGCCCGAACGUUUAAAAUGACUUUCGGCCGAAACCAAAAAUAGUCCGAAAGUUAAAAAAUGACCUUCGGCCGAAACAGAAAAAAGACCGAAAAUUAAAAAUGAAUUUCGGCCAAAGCCGAAGCCCAAACCGAAGCCGAAACCGAAAAUGAAAUAUUUAGAUAUUUUGAAAAUCUUACAGCAUGCAUUCUGCAUACAGCGAAAAUGAUGGGGGAAAGUAUAAAUAUUUACAUUCUUUUUAUAACAAAUGAGAUAAUCGUGAAUACUAAUAAAUAAAUAUCUAAUAUAGGGGUCUCAAACUGGCGGCCCGCGAGCCAUUUGUGACCCGCAAGACGAUAUUUUGCAGGUCACUAGAUGAUAGAAAAGUUUAGUGUUAAUGCGCCGGCCCGUUUCCCCCAUUCUCAUAUCUAUAACGUGACUCUCCGCGACGGUUUGAGUCGAAUCUCACCGACUAGUCAAAUUCUGAUUUUUUAAAAAUGUUUCUAUAUUUUUUUGUAUGAUUAUAAUAUAAGAACCGUUUUAAACUCGGAAUAAUUUUUUUUUUAAUUUUAUAGCUUUUUAUGAGACAAACAUGGCAAAGAGUGCGGCUUUGAGAAAAAUUUUGAAAAGUAAAUUGCUUCCUCACUCAAGCCAAAGCUGCUCAGCUGUGUAAAAAGAAGCGCUGUCAGGUCUCUGGCAACAGUGAGUAGGUGGAAGAAAGUGAAUCCUAGUUCUUGAGAACCCUUAAUAUUUUUAUUGUUAUUUAUAAAGGUUGAGCAUAUUGUAACAUUUGUUAUCGCUUUUUUUGUGGAAUACUUGAUGCGGCCCACUCUCAUUCAGGCACUACCUCCUGCGGCUCCCCUGAUGUUUUGAGUUUGAGAACCGUGAUCUAAUGAAUACUUUGGAUGUGACCAAUUUAUUAUAAAAGUAUUAAAAGUAAUUUUAAUUGAUUUACAAUUUUUAAAAAUUAGUAUGGUACGAGAAAAUUUGGCAAAAAUUGGAGGGUGGGGGAAAUUAAUGCAAAAUAGACUCUUGAGUGCCUUUGCUUUUGUAAUAUACUUACAGCCUAGAACAUAUACCUACAACAAUUAUUGUGGCUCUAUUAGAGCCAAUUGCCACCUAAAUAUAUGUUAUUGCACAAUGUUUUGCUGUUUUCGUAAUACUAAUGCUUUGUGUUUUCAUCAAUAGCUUGCAAGAUUUCACUGUAUUAAUAUUCAACCUAGUAAUAACACACUAGUAUUUCCGUGCUGGUGACGUAAUUAUUUCGUUCGGAGACUAACCUGAGUCACCCCCAUUGGUGGUGAAAAUGAUUUUUUUAAAACCCUGUCUCUUAAAAUUGUUGUUCUGAUCAUGGUUCUAAAAGAUCGCUUAAUUUGUUCUUAAAGGUCUCUUAUUUGUUUUAAAAGAUCGUUUAGUUUGUUCAUAAAGAUCCCCUGGUUUGCUGUUAAAGAUCGCUUAGUUUGUUGUUAAAGAUCGCUUAAUUUUUUCUUAAAGAUCGCUUAGCUUUGUAUAAAGAUCUUUUUGUUUGCUCUUAAAGAUCAUUUAGUUUUUUUAAAUAGAUCUUUUAGUUUGUUAUUAAAAAUCGUUUAGUUUGUUCUUAAAGAUCGCUUAUUUUGUUGUUGAAGAUCGCUUAGUUUUUUCAUAAAGAUCGCUUUUUUGUUCUUAAAGAUGAUUGAUUUUGUUCCUUAAGAUCGAUUAGUUUGUUCUUAAAAAUAUUUUAGUUUGUUCCUAAAGAACAUUUAGUUUUAUUAUAAAGAUCGCUUAGUUUAUUCUUAUAAAUCAUUUAGUAAACUAUUUAAGAUCAUUUGUUUUGUUCUUAAAGAUCAUUUAGUUCGUUCUUAAAAAUCGAUUAGUUUAUUCUUUAAGAUCGUUUAGUUUGUGUUAUUAAAGAUAGUUUAGAUUGUUCUUAAAGAUCGCUUAGUUUGUUGUUAAAUAUCGUUUAGUUUGUUCUCCUAAGAUCGCUUAAUUUGUUCUUAAAGAUCGCUUUAUUUGUUUUUAAAGAUCACUUAGUUUGUUGUUAGAUAUCAUUUUCGCUGAGCAUUAGAUGACCGAAAACCUGAUACACUUUCGGCCGGAUGGCCGAAAGUUUAAGUCAAUUUCGGCCGAAACCGAAAAAAACGAAAGUUAACUUUUCUCUUUCGGCCCAAACUGAAAUUAAGCCGAAAGUUAUUUUUUCAGUUUCGGCCGAAAUAGAAACUUGGCCGAACGUAAUAAAAUGGUCACUUUAGGUGCCGAAACCGAAGCCGAAAUUCGGUCGGUCUCUACAUCACUGUAUUUUUCCAGUGAGCAGUAAAGCUGGUAUGAGGCUCCUUCUCAUUAACACCAAUGGAAGCACUCCUUCUCAAAACACAAAUAGACGGACUCCUUCUCACAGCACCAAUAGAUAGACUCCUUCUCAUAGUUCCAAUGGACGGCCUCCUUCUCAUACAACCAAAGACUGGACUCCUUCUGAUACCACCAAAGAAUGGACUCCUUCACAUAGCACACAAAAAUGGAACCUUACUUAUAGCACCAAUGGAAGGUCUUUGAUUAUACAAGGUUUACAUGCAGCUCCACCCAACAGAAAGACAUGACGUAGAAUCAUAAAUUCAAUGAUCUUAUAAAUAGAUUAUUAAACAAAGAAAACGCAAUUUAAAAAAUCAACUGCGGUUUAUCUCUCCUUUAUUAGUUACAUUUAUGUCAUUUGUAACAUUUUUUUCAGUUUGUUCAAUUUGUUACUUUACGCUUGUAACAUUACUUGCUUAAAUGUCUUGCUGAUGACAUGCACGUGUCUCGUCGGUCAGGAAGACUUGAAUGUCAUCCUAGUGGACUGGCAGGCAGGAGCCAAAGGACCCAACUACUACCAGGCUGUGGCGAACACACGAGUCGUUGGCGCCAUGAUCGGACGUCUCAUCCAGGACUUUCACACUGUCGCCAAUGCUAACUUCGGGGUAAGCCAGGAGUUUGGGGUGCAUGUGUUUGAUAGAUGCACACUUACUUCGGGGUAAGCCAACAGUUUAAGGUGCAUGUGGCUGGUCAUUAACACUUAACAUUUAUCUUAAAACUAGACAAAUGACACAUUUUAUCACACUGGCUGAUUUUUUAUGCCAUAGAUGAGCUUCAUAUCAUUGAUGGGUAGACAGCAGACGAGAAUUUGAAACAAAUUACAGUGUUAUUAUAUUUGGUAUUGCACUUGAAAUAACGUGACUUUUCCUUACGCAACUAUUUAAUGUUGCAUUUUGUCAUGGUGCUAUCAUGGCCUUUCUAUUUCAGAACUUCCAUCUGAUUGGUCACAGCUUAGGAGCUCAGAUUAUGGGAUACGCUGGAAAAGAAAUUUUCCGCUUAACCAAUCAAAAAGUGGGUCGUAUCUCAGGUAGGAAUAGUUGAAUUGUAUGCGCCAAUACAACAAACAAACAACAACAGUACACACACAUCCGCAUCUUAAACGUGUACGUGUGUUCGUUUACGGUGCAACUCAUCAGACCACAACUCGCCAGACCACAACUCGCCAGACCACAACUCGCCAGACCACAACUCACCAGACCACAACUCGUCAGACCACAACUCGCCAGACCACAACUCACCAGACCACAAGUCGCCAGACCAUAGCUCGCCAGACCACAACUCACCAGACCACAACCCGCCAGACCACAACUCGCCAGACCACAAGUCGCCAGACCACAACUCGCCAGACCACAACUCGCCAGACCACAGCUCGCCAGACCACAAGUCGCCAGCCCACAACCCGCCUAACUCGCCAGACCACAACUCACCAGACCACAACUCGCCAGACCACAACUCGCCAGACCACAACUCACCAGACCACAACCCGCCAGACCACAACUCGCCAGACCACAACUCGCCAGACCACAACUCGCCAGACCACAACUCGCCAGACCACAGCUCGCCAGACCACAAGUCGCCAGACCACAACUCGCCAGACCACAAGUCGCCAGAAUACAGCUCGCCAGACCACAGCUCGCCAGACCACAGCUCGCCAGACCACAAGUCGCCAGACCACAACUCGCCAGACCACAACUCGCCAGACCACAACUUGUUCCCAGAAGUGAAGAGGAAUAUAUGUUGAUUAGUUGAAGACAUUGGUCUUUCGAAGGAGGAAAUUAUGUUCACAUUUGAACAUACUUGUGCACUCGUAAAGGAAUGUUUGAUGUCUAUUGUUAUGAAAGGAAAGUGUACUGUAGCAACGGAAUGGGAAAUGAUCAUGAAAUCGGUUUUCAGCAGGUGCUGCAUUCCCCCCCCCCCCACAGCUGGAGCUAAGCACCGUCACAGCUGGAGCUAUACUCCGCCACAGCUGGAGCUAUUCACCGUUACAGCUGGGCCUAUUCCCCGUUAAAGUUGGAGCUAUGCAACAUUACAGCUGGAACUACGCAUCGCUACAGCUGAAACUACGCACCGUCACAGCUGGAGCUAGGCCACAUCACAGCUGGAACUAUGCACCACCAAGGCUGGAGCUAUGCACCGUCAAAGCUGGAGCUAUGCACUGUUACAGCUGAAGCUACGCACUGUCACAGGUGGAGCUAGGCACAAUCACAGCUGGAACUAUGCACCGUUGACAAACACAGGAUUCGGGAGCUUCAGUACAUUUAAAUAUUUUGUCUCUAAGUUUUGUUGUUAAAAAUUUUUUAUUACAAUAUUAUAACACAGUUAGAUAUUCAAUGAAUAAGCAUUUAAUUCCCCACUAAUAAUUUUACUGAAAAAAAUGUGUCCACACAAACGCCAUUGUUUUUGGUUUCUUUUUUGAUCGAAAGGCCUUGACCCCGCUGGUCCCGGCUUUGAGAACUACAGUGACUUUGUGAGAAUCGACAAAAGUGAUGGUCAAUUUGUGGAUAUCAUGCACACAGACGCAGAGCUAUUACUUAACUCAGGUACACAUGAAUGUCUUUAAUUAACUCAUGUACACAGAUGCAGAGCCAUUACUUAACUCUGGUACACAUGAAUGUCUUUAAUUAACUCAUUACAAAAAAUAUCAUUUACUUAACCCAGGUACAUACAUAGAAAAGUCUCUUGUGUAAACAUUACUUGAGAUACCAAUUAGAUUUCAUCAGCCAUUGCCAAACCUUACAAAAAAAAACCACAGACCAACAAUGAGUCCAAUCCAUUCAAUUAACAGCCCAAAAUUCAUGCAGAGCAAUGUAUACACUCCAACAUUCACGCAUACCCCCUCAAUAAACACUGUCCACCAGCUACACCAACCGCUAAAUAAACACAUCCAACAUUCAUGCAACCCACCCCCCCCCCCCCCCNCCCCAAUUCUAUCAACAGUCCAACUUAAUGUCAACCCACUUAACUGAAGAUUGUUGAUCAUUUCUCGCCCAGGUUUUGGAACCCGUUUCUCUAUCGGUCAUGUUGACUUCUACCCUAACGGUGGGGUCCACCAGCCUGGCUGCCCACCAGAGACCUACGGCAUCCUCUCCAUGAUCAGCUUCGAAUGUAAUCUUGUUAUUUUUUUUGUGGUGGGGUUGGCUGUUGAAGUUGAUAGAUAUCAGAUCAAUGCUAACUUUAAGUGUGGUGGAGUUGGCUGUUGAAUUUGAUAAAUAUUAGAUCAACAGUAACUUUAAAAGUGGUGUUGUUGGCUCUUGAAGUUGAUACAUAUAAUACCAACAGUAACUUUAAAUAUGUAGUGGUUGGCUGUUGAAGUUAAUACAUAUAAGGGCAACAGUAACUUUAUUUAUGGUGGGGUUGGCUGUUGUAGUUGAUAAAUAUUAGAUCAACAGUAACUUUAAAAGUGGUGUGAUUGGCUAUUGGAGUUGAUACAUAACAGAUCAACCGUUAUUGACUUCCAAUGUUACACAUAAAAGGAGUAUGCUGAAGCUCCGAUGAUAGUCAGUGCUCUUACCCAUGUCAUAAAUAUAUAUCGCCUUCAUAAAACUCAUAAUCAACAUAACUUAGAUACGUCACUUUGUCACCUUCCAACCCCCGCCCCCAAAAUCUAACAGCAGAAAAGAAUACUGGAGCAUGCAGCCAUGGUCGAGCUGUCGACUACUUCACCUACUCCAUCAACAGAUGUCGCUACAACCCACCCAACGGUGACGCAUCCUGCACGAUGGGAUACCACGUCAGCAGGAGUUGCAAGGGAGACUACCACCCCCACACUACCAGCACAGUGCCAUUUUGUUAGAUUGAGCAGAUUUUGUUUCAAUAAAAAACGCGAAAUAUCCUGGUAGCC